AUGAGAGUUCUCAUUUUCCUAGCUGUGGGACUAUGUUUGAAAAAUGGAUCCACUUCUCAAAUCAUGAAUUGCUUCCAUGUAAGAGAGCAAUGCCUGCGUGAUACAAAUGGAUGUAAACAUGCAUGGACGAAUGUAGAAGGUGCCUGCACGAUUUCCGAUCCAGGUAACCCUUGCAAACUGAAGGAUUCCUUAAGCUGUAACCUGAGCAUCCAGUCUUUAGUGGAAAGCAAUUCCCUGUUUGAAGAGUGUCUCUGUCCUGAUGGCCUGGAUUGUACUGUUAACAAACUGCUUGGGAAGCAGUGCAUCGUUCAGUCAGAUAAUACGAAAAAGGAUAAUGCAUUCAAAUGGAACCUAACUACUCUUUCUCAUCAUGGUUUCAAAGGAAUCUGGUCCUGCUUGGAAGUGGCAGAGGCGUGCGUAGGGGAUGGGGUCUGUAAUGCACAGUUGGCCCCUUACCUUAAAGCUUGUUCAGCAAAUGGAAAUCUGUGUGAUGUGAAACAUUGCCAAGCAGCCAUAAGGUUCUUCUAUCAAAAUAUGCCUUUUAACAUUGCCCAGAUGUUGGCUUUUUGUGACUGUGCUCAAUCUGAUAUACCUUGUCAGCAGUCCAAAGACGCUCUUCACAGCAAGCCAUGUGCAGUGGAUGUAGCUCCAGCCCCUACUUGUCUCCAUGUAAUUCGCAGCUGCAGAGAUGAUGAAUUAUGCAGGGGGCGCUAUAGGAUAUUUAAGUCAAAAUGUUGGCAGCAUGUGACUAUAAAGUGCCAUGACGAUGAGACCUGCAUCAGCACCUUAAGCAAGCAAGACCUCACUUGCUCCGGAAGUAAUGACUGCAAAGCAGCUUACAUUGGGACCUUUGGGACGGUCCUGCAAGUGCAGUGCACCUGUAGGUCCAUUACACAAGGCGAAGAGUCUUUGUGCAAGAUUUUCCAGCACAUGCUUCAUGGGAGAUCAUGUUUCAAUUAUCCAAGCCUGUCCAACAUCAAAAGCAUUGCCUUGUAUCAAAGAGAAGCCCCGAAGGAUCUCCCACUAACUGGAUUACAUUCCUCUUUCAAUGGAGACGUCGUCUACAGUCUCAUGUGCAUGACGGUCACCUGUGGAACCCUCCUUGUGAUUCUUCUGAAACUGAGAACCUGCAGGAUAUCUAGUCAAACAAGAAGUCCUUCACCAAUCCAAAGACCUGGAAGCCUCAUGAUUCAUUGA
This is a messenger RNA of Echinops telfairi (small Madagascar hedgehog), 1197 nucleotides long. It is a transcript of the gene GFRAL, whose product is annotated as GDNF family receptor alpha like. Gene Ontology annotation, biological process: nervous system development. Gene Ontology annotation, cellular component: external side of plasma membrane; signaling receptor complex. Gene Ontology annotation, molecular function: signaling receptor activity. The transcript has 9 exons. The coding region runs from base 1 to 1197 and encodes 398 amino acids. NCBI's taxonomy places the organism in Eukaryota, Metazoa, Chordata, Mammalia, Afrosoricida, Tenrecidae. The record is from RefSeq and is a predicted model, not a curated record.